UUCCGGACCUUUGAGCCGCUGAGACGUGCUGGGCUACCAGGCGGCGAGAUGGAGUCGAGGAGCGGCGACGUGAAGGCUGCGGGCGGCCCGCGGGUGCUGGUGGUGGGGGGCGGCAUUGCGGGGCUGGCCGCAGCGCAGAGGCUCUGUGGACGCCUGGCCUUCCCGCACCUGCGGGUCCUAGAAGCCACUGCCCUUGCCGGGGGCCGCAUCCGCUCGGAUAGCAGCUUCGGUGUCGUGGUUGAGUUAGGUGCACACUGGAUCCAUGGCCCUUCCCCGGACAACCCAGUGUUCCGGCUGGCUGCCGAGUAUGGGCUGUUGGGGGAGAAGGCGCUGUCGGAGGAGAACCAGCAGGUGGACACUGGGGGUCACCUGGACCUACCCUCUGUGUGCUACACCAGCUCCGGGACCAAUGUGAGCCCUCAGCUGGUGGCGGAGAUGGCGAGUCUGUACUACAAUCUCAUAGACCAGACGCGAGAGUUCGUGCAGGCAGCCAAGCCCCCGGUGCCCAGCGUCGGGGAGUACCUCAAGGAGGAGAUACGCCAACACAUGGCCGACUGGACAGAGGACACGGACACCAGGAGGCUCAAACUGGCUGUCCUGAAAACCUUCUUCAACCUGGAAUGCUGCGUUAGUGGCACUCACAGCAUGGACCUGGUUGCCUUGAAGCCCUUUGGGGAGUACAACGUGCUGCCAGGGCUGGACUGCACCUUUCCUGGGGGCUACCAAGGGCUCACAAACUGCAUGGCAGCCUCCUUGCCAGAGGAUGUGGUGGUUUUCAACAAGCCUGUGAAGACUAUUCACUGGGAUGGGGCCUUCCAGGAUGCAGCGUUUCCUGGGGAAACCUUCCCUGUGCUGGUGGAGUGUGAGGAUGGAGACUCUUUCCCAGUGCAUCAUGUUAUUGUCACCGUGCCCUUAGGUUUCCUUAAGGAGCAUCUGGACACCUUCUUUGACCCACCCCUGCCCACCGAGAAGUCAGAAGCGAUCAGGAAACUAGGCUUUGGGACCAACAAUAAAAUCUUUCUGGAGUUUGAGGAGCCCUUCUGGGAGCCAGGCUGUGAGAUGAUCCAGGUGGUGUGGGAGGACACAUCACCCCUGGAGGAAAUUGCCCCCCCACUGAAGAAUGCCUGGUUCAAGAAGCUCAUUGGCUUUCUGGUCCUGCCUUCCUCUGAGUCUGUCCAUGUUCUCUGUGCGUUCAUUGCUGGGCUGGAGUCGGAGUUUAUGGAGACUCUGUCAGAUGAAGAAGUGCUUCUUUCUCUAACCCAGGUGCUCCAGAAAGCGACAGGAAACCCGAGGCUCCCUGCACCCAAGAGCAUGCUGAGGUCUCGCUGGCACAGUGCUCCAUACACCAGGGGCUCUUACAGCUAUGUGGCUGUGGGCAGCACUGGGGAUGACCUGGACUUGCUGGCUCAGCCCCUGCCUGCGGAUAGUACCCACACCCAGCUGCAGAUUCUGUUUGCUGGGGAAGCCACACAUCGGUCAUUUUACUCCACAACCCACGGGGCUCUGCUGUCUGGCUGGAGGGAGGCUGACCGCCUCACGGGUCUGUGGGACCAGCACAUGGGCCAGCCCAGGCCCAGGCUCUAGCCCAGGAAGCCAGGGCCCUCCCUUCCUCUGACAGUUAUCAGUCUGGGUUGAGAUUUGGGAUUAAUGACAGUCCUUCGCUUUGUGAAGUGGGUCACCUGUUCAUUUCCUGCGCCUGUCACUGGUCUGACCUAGAGCGAGAUGGGGAUGCUGCUGCUAAGGGUCACACCUCACUCAUAAAGUGGGUAGGAGUUGCC
Messenger RNA from Otolemur garnettii (small-eared galago), 1778 nucleotides. RefSeq names its product polyamine oxidase (gene PAOX). NCBI's taxonomy places the organism in Eukaryota, Metazoa, Chordata, Mammalia, Primates, Galagidae. Bases 49 to 1584 code for a protein of 511 amino acids. Gene Ontology annotation, molecular function: polyamine oxidase activity. The record is from RefSeq and is a predicted model, not a curated record. The transcript has 7 exons.